AUGACUCAGCCAUGGGAAGAGCGUGCCGCAAAGAAACGAGCAGAAUUGUACGAAAAGAUCCCCUUAGAAUGGCGUCUUCCAUCAGAGUACCUUACAGGAUCAAUGGACUCAGAUGAUAAUGUGCUGGACGUCCCGAGCCGCUGUGGCUUGCUGAGCUCAGAGGAGCUGGAAAUCACGGAGAAAUACAACGCAAUUACCUUGGCAAAGGCAGUUCAGUCUGGCUCUCUCAAAGCGAAAUCAGUCGCAACUGCUUUUUGUAAGCGUGCCGCUAUUGCUCAGCAACUGACCAGUUGUCUCACAGAGACGUUCUUCAAUGAUGCUAUUGAGCGAGGAGAAUGGCUCGAUCAGAUUUAUCAGCAGACUGGAAAACCUGUGGGACCUCUACAUGGCGUACCAGUCAGUCUCAAGGAGUGCUUUAAUGUUAAGAAUCAUCCUUCAUGCGUUGGGAUGGUCUCUUUCUUGGAUAGGCCUGUUGCCGAGGAAAAUAGCUUCCUUGUGGAUAUCCUGCUGGAUCUUGGGGCCAUUUUAUAUUGCAAGACGAACAUUCCAGUCACCAUGAUGUCAGCAGACUCGGAGAACAAUGUCUUUGGGAGGGUACUGAACCCUCAUCGACUGAGUCUCGGGGCUGGAGGUAGUUCAGGCGGCGAAGGAGCUCUCAUCGCCCUCCGCGGCUCCGUUCUGGGCGUGGGUACCGACAUAGCAGGCUCCGUCCGAAUCCCUGCUCUAUGCAAUGGGACAUAUGGUUUCAAGCCUACCACUCAUCGUAUCCCAACAGGCAAACAAGCCUCGGGUGGAGGUAGAAAAGGUUCUCCUUGUUUCUCCGCCAUUGCAGGUCCAUUGGCAAACACAUUCGAAGACUUGGUCGCCUUCACGGAAGCCGUACUAAAUUCCAAACCCUGGAAUCGCGAUCCUACAUGCAUCGGAUACCCCUGGCGUGCGGAAGUUGCAAACGCAGCACCAGUGAGAAAGCGGAUAGGCUAUUUCAUAGAGGAUCCAGAACUUCCACUCCAGCCUCCAGUUCUCAGAGCGUUGGAAAACGCCGCAAAAACGCUUACUGCAGGAGGUUUCGAACUCGUUCCGCUAUCAAACACCCCUUCUUUGAUGACGGGCUUCAAGAUUGCGAACGACUAUUUCUCUCUCGACAACUCCAAGAUGCCUUUACAACAUAUCUUAGCAAGCGGUGAGCCAAUAAUUCGGUCUCUACUGCGUACCAUGGACAUCAUGAAGGCAAAGCCAACAGAUUACACAUUGGACGAUCUUUGGGACAUUAAUGUUGCAGCUCAAGAGUAUAAAGCUGCGUGGCACAAACAAUGGGUGGAGAAUGAUGUUGAUGUGGUUCUUUGUGCGGGUGCUCAAACGACUGCUGUCCCGCAUGAUACAUUUGGUCUACCUCAUUAUACCACGGUGUGGAGUUUGCUCGAGUAUGCUGCAGUAAUCAUUCCGACUGGUAAAGCCGAUAAGGCUGUUGAUGUUGAUGAGCUCGCAAGAUCUGACAAGGUUCGAACCUACAAGGCUGAAGAAGUUCAUGGCGCACCUAUGGCAAUUCAACUCGUUGCCAGAAACUAUCAUGACGAAGAGCUUAUUGCCUUGGCUCGCGCUGUGGAUCAAUGUUUGAAAGAGAAUGGAUCUUGA
Molecule: messenger RNA, 1632 nt
Organism: Ramularia collo-cygni
Lineage: Eukaryota; Fungi; Ascomycota; Dothideomycetes; Mycosphaerellales; Mycosphaerellaceae
Product: related to amidases
Exons: 6
Coding region: 1-1632 (543 amino acids)
Source: RefSeq, a predicted model, not a curated record